Messenger RNA from Acanthoscelides obtectus, 1014 nucleotides. Lineage: Eukaryota; Metazoa; Arthropoda; Insecta; Coleoptera; Chrysomelidae. The record is from the annotation of a GenBank genome assembly.
GCCAGAUUUCAGUUGCAGUUUUAAAAAAUGGAGGUAAUACGGAGGAAAAGAAAACUCGCUGCGAUGCUAAUAAUAACAGAAAUCAUAAAUGAUGACAGGGAUGAAGAAAUAAUUUUGAGGGAAUUGGCUGAGAGCAGGAAGGAAGUGAGUGCUGUGUUCCAAAAACGCAUGAAUUUAGGAAUAUACAACACUUUGAUCAAGCGCCAUCUCCGUGAUGAAGAAGAAAAGUUUCAAAGCUAUUUUAGAUUGACCCGCGAACGGUUUUCCUUUGUUUUAAGCCUCGUUGAAGAAGAUAUAACAUCCUCCUCCUAUAACAGAGUCAAAGAACCAAUAACAGCAGCAGAAAAAUUGGCGUUAACGCUAAGGUUUCUGGCCACAGGGGAAUCGUACAGAUCACUUUCAUUUGGCUACCGCAUCUCACACUCUGCAAUAAGCAAGAUCGUGCCCAAGGUGUUAGCUGCUCUACAGACAAAGCUUGUUCCACUUUUUUUACCUCCGCCUGAAGAGAUACGCUGGGCACAGAAGGCAGACGAGUUUUGGAAACGUUGGAGUUUUCCCAACUGUAUAGCUUCCAUUGAUGGCAAACAUGUGAGAAUUGUAGCACCAGCCAAAUCGGGAAGUCUCUACUUUAACUACAAGGGAUAUUAUUCUGUGGUGGUUCUUGCAAUGGUUGAUGCAAACUGCAAGUUUCUCAUUAUUGAUGUGGGAUCGUAUGGAAAGGAGGGUGAUGCAGGGAUUUUCAAAAAGUCCAAAAUGGGAGAGUUAGUGAAGAAUGGAACCAUGUUUCCACCUCCAAAAUACCUACCAAACUCUCACACCUUGCUACCUCACGUAGUAGUUGGUGAUGAUGCAUUCAGUUUGAGUGAACAUAUGAUGAAGCCUUAUCCUAGAGCACAAAUAUUGCACGAUGAAAAGAAAAGAAAGUUCAACUUCUGCCUCAGCAAAGCCAGAAGAACUUCUGAAAACGCUUUUGGCAUCAUGAGCACCAUUUUCAGAAUUUUUUUACUCCAAUAA